AUGUCAUCUAGUGAAAUUCGACCUUUGAUUUCUCUUUCCCUAACAAAUGUAGAAUUUGAUUCAUCCGAUCCUAUUGCUUAUGCUUUGGCAUAUAUAACUCUGUCUCCUUUAGCUAUUCUGGUAGCAUAUCCUACUAUUAUUGUCGCUCGAAGGGAGAUGGCUUCAAUCAAAAUGUUUAUUGGCCAACUCGUUUGCGAAAUUUUGAACGCUGUGUUGAAGAAAUUGCUAAAGGAGAAAAGACCUACUG
Molecule: messenger RNA, 247 nt
Organism: Racocetra persica
Lineage: Eukaryota; Fungi; Glomeromycota; Glomeromycetes; Diversisporales; Gigasporaceae
Source: the annotation of a GenBank genome assembly